AUGAAUUAAAUUAAGAUUGAGGAGGAGAGUUCUUUAAACUUUGAUCCGUUUCGCAUACCAGCCAACAUUGAUUUAGCCAAAAUUCAUUAGGUAAGCUCAAUUACUAAUUAGAAAGCAUCCAUGUGUGGAGAGAAUGAGGAAAAAUCAGAUCAUUGCCCAUGCUGUGGAUAACAUGUAUAAUAAAAAGAAAUUUCAUUAUGUUAAAAUAGAUUGGAUUUGGCAUUUUUGGGUUAAGGGAUGCCUUUAUUUUUUGAAAUGACCCAGUAAUUGACUUUAUUGGCUUGUGUUUUAUUUAUAAUUCUUGGGAUACCAUGUCUAAUAACUAAUAUUAAAAAUCAUGACUGUAUUGCGGAAGACAAUUAGUUUUAUCAAAUUUCAUUAAAUGGACUUUGUAAUGAAAAUUGUCCAUAAAAUUCAACUGAUUUUUUAUCGAUCACAAAAUUGACUCACUCAAAUGAAUGCAAGACUAUUUGUGCUAAAAUUUUAGAUAUUUGUCUUGAAACAUCAGUUAUGUAGAUGUCAUUUGCAAACAAACAGUUCGAUGAGACAUCUAAAUUUGUCUAGUCUAUUCUAGUUUUGUGUAGUAUUUUAGUUUUUAAGUUUGCGAUGAUUAGAAUCAGGAUAUCACAAAGAAACACUGCAAGAGUUUGUGAUUAAGAAUUUGUUUCUCCUUCUGAUUUCACAGCCAUGUUGACAAACUUACCAAGAAAUGAAUACAAUGAAGCGGAAUUAAAGGACGCAUUGUUAGAUUUUUGUUAUUAAUUUGAUGACAAAGGGCGAUACGAAAUCAUUAAAAUAAUAAUAGCAUAUGAUAUUACUUCAUUUGUUUAAUGCAGUAGGGAAAAGAUGUGUUUGGAAAAAAAGAUAGAAAAAAUAGAAAAUUAUUAUAAAUCCUAUCAUCGAUAUCCACGUUCUUUGAAGAACAAUUAUCUCAGUAGUUUGAAACAAAGGAUUAUUUUCCUUGGUGAAAAAUUAUCGCGAAUUGAAAGUGAAGUUGAAAAAUAAUAAUAUGCACACUAAACUUAGGUUGCAUUUGUGACUUUCUAAACUAAAGAAUAAUUGCAAUCAGUUUUAGAUUAAACUAAACUAUCAUACUGGGAAGGAGUGUGGAUUCGAUUCAAAUAUUACUUCAUCAAUCAACAAGAUCGAAGAGGCUUCUAUUUUAAAAAUCGAAUUAUCAUAUUUUGCAGAGCUCCUGAACCAAACGAUGUCUUUUGGGAGAACUGUGGGUUUAAUUUCCAGUAUCAAAUACAAAAAAGAAUAUUAAAUUUCUUUAUUACGAUAUUCAUAUUAGCAGCUUCCUUCACAAUUUUACUAGGCUUAAAUAUCUUAUAAAGUCAAAAUCUCUCUUCCUUUGAUGAUGCUAUAAUGAUAUUUGUAACUCUGGUUAUUUCAUUAAUAAUCACAGUUAUAAAUUAGAUAAUUUAUCACGUAAUUAAAUUGCUAGGAUAAUCGGAAAAGCAUUUCACAAAAACUCACCAUGAUGUUUCAGUUGCAACUAAAUUGGCAAUUGUUUAAUUUUUUAAUUCAGGAAUCUUCACCAAAGUUAUUAAUAUUUUAGUCUAUAAUUUUCAAAACGAAAAUCCUGAUGCUCAUGCAGCAACGUAUGCCUACUCUAGAUAAGGGGGAGUAAUUUCAGACGCAUUCUUUUUGUUGAUUGUGAAUUCAUUCCUUGUUCCUAUUUUUGCCUAUUUGGAUCCACUCUACCUCUAUAAAUUAUAUCAGUAAUACUUCUUCAAAGUUGAUAAUACUUUCAAUUAGAUAGAAGCUAAUAGAAUAUUUGAAGGACCUUCUGUACUUUUGUAUGAACAUUAUUCAUAUGUUUGCUUGUCUCUUUGGAUCUCCUUACUAUUUGCUCCUUUAUUACCAAUAUCCUUGCUAUUUUGCAGUUCUGGAUUACUUCUGUACUAUUGGAUAUAGAAGUAUCUAUUGCUAAGAAGAAAUUGCAAACCUCCUUUUUAAAGUUUUCAUUUAAAUCGAGAAAUGAUGAACUUAUUUGAAUUAAGUCCUAUCAUUUUGGCUGUUGGCUAAAUAUGGACAGAUUACAUUUUUAGUUCAAGUUCAAUUAUAUUGACAAUAAAUUUUAUCAGUUUGGGGUUCUCUUGUCUAGAAUUAAUCACUCCAGCUACUAGAAUCAGUAAAUUAUUUGAUAGAAAGGAUAAUCUAUAUACUGAGAAGGAUAGAUACUAGGAUGUCUUUUUAAAACUGCCAACAGAUUAUGAUAGAACCAACCCAUUGACUUAACAAAAUGCAAUCUUGGAAUUCAUUAAAGCAAAAACCUUAAAAGAUAGUAAUUACAAAUAGCCUUAAGUUAUGGACACCAAAACAGCAUUAUAUAAAUAUAUUUAAACUGGAGGAGUUCAGUUUAUGAAAAAUACCGUUGCAUUAAAGCUUAAAAUUUCCAUGAUGAGAAAAAUCAAACUAAUAAGAUAAGCUCGUUAGUUAGGUGCUAUGGCUUUGCAGUAAUGUGAUGAGGAGAUCUCUUAAGAUUAACAAGAACCAAUCUAUACUUAAGCACCAGAAUACAUAAUAGUAGAAUUCACUUAUUAAUUCUACUCAUGA
This is a messenger RNA of Paramecium tetraurelia, 2562 nucleotides long. RefSeq lists its product as uncharacterized. Lineage: Eukaryota; Ciliophora; Oligohymenophorea; Peniculida; Parameciidae. Gene Ontology annotation, molecular function: calcium-activated cation channel activity. Gene Ontology annotation, cellular component: plasma membrane. The record is from RefSeq and is a predicted model, not a curated record. The transcript has 3 exons.